CUUUUAUAAUUGGCUUAUUUACUUGUCAAUAAAACAUAAAUCAUCGAAGCUGAAAAGAAAGAACAAAAACCACAGAAAACAUAACAAUUUCUCGAAAAGUUUGGUCUGCACGCUUCCUUAAUUCCAUCGCCGUUUGGUUUAUAAUCAAGUCCCCAUACGGCUUAUUACGGUGAGAAGAGUAUUAUCGCACACUUCACUUUUAUCAGCAGACACCAACUGAAACAAAACUCGGCACAAUGUCGAUACUGGAUCGUUUUCGGCAGUCCUACUGGUUCGAAACUAUUCCACGGAGAACCAUCCUUGCGACGGUGGUGGCAUCCCUGCUGUUCUUCUCCGGAUGGUGGAUCAUCAUCGAUACGGCAUCAGUUUAUCCGAAAUCGUUCAACUUUUCCUACUACAUCUGCGGUAUACUAGCGACGAUAAGCUUCAUCAUGGUGAAUGCUAUAUCAAACGAUAUGCUACACGCCGAAGGGGCUUAUACUGGCGGUGUGCUGGGCAAUAGUGGCAUUAAAGUAUUUCUGUUCGCUGGAUUUGUGCUCGGCUUUACCUCGAUCAUUGCUGCCAUCUGGAUCAUGAUUGCCGAGUUUGCGGUCAACGAAUCACAGACCGACAAAUACCCGGGAUACGUACUUCUCAUGCACAAUAUUUUCAUUUUCUUAUCGUCCUUGAUUUACAAGUUUGGUCCACCGUCGGAGAACGAAUAUCUAAAUGGCUACUAGGGUGGCCUAUGUUCGGACCGCUCUUAGUACUAUAUUCGUAAUUCAUCAUACCAUCAACGACUGGGUAAACCGUAUUUUACUUAAUGAUCCCCUUAAAACCUCCAACGGUCGGCGUAAUUUAAUGGUGAUUUCGAAUUAAAACUGUUUCGACCGCAUAGUUCCGACAUGGCUUACAUUUGACAUGGUAAGACAAAGACCGAUGUUUUGAUUACGUUUUAAAGCAGCUUCAUGAUAAGUAUGUCCUCGAAUGUCUUAUCGCUAGAAAGCAAUCGUACGAAUCGUACGUGCUGAUUUGUGUGAUCCCGGCCGGAGUGGAGCUGCAGCGAGAGAAUGCUACACAAAAAGAAAAUAAAAAUGAUGAGUCGCUCUUUUAUGUAAAAAAAAUAUAUUCCCCUUCCCCCAAACUAAUCUACCCGAACAAAUAAGUGUAAACAAUAAACAAGUAUCAUUUAUUUAUAUAUAUACUCAAA
This is a messenger RNA of Anopheles funestus (African malaria mosquito), 1189 nucleotides long. RefSeq names its product transmembrane protein 50A. Lineage: Eukaryota; Metazoa; Arthropoda; Insecta; Diptera; Culicidae. The transcript is spliced from 3 exons. The coding region runs from base 237 to 719 and encodes 160 amino acids. The record is from RefSeq and is a predicted model, not a curated record. Gene Ontology annotation, biological process: protein targeting to vacuole; late endosome to vacuole transport via multivesicular body sorting pathway.